UCUGCUCAGUUCCAGCUGGCGGUGCCCGUCGCUGUGGUCUUCGCCCCCGGGUCGGUGCCCGGGGACCUGCCGAAGCCGCUGCCGUUCAGGGACGUGCAGGAGAUGGAGCUUUCCGUCAACUUGAGAACCAGCAUCACGUCCCGCUACGAGAUGGUCUAUCGCAGCACCACGGCUCAGGAGGAGGCAGCGCUAGGUGCAGCUACCGCACAAGAGGCUGAUGCUGCUCUGCGCCCGCUGCAGGAUGCCUCGUUGGGUGCUUUGACCAUGUAUGUGGUCCCCGAAACCUCAUCUCUGCUGCCUCAGGGCAUCAGCGUCUACGUGGGGAAGCACCGCGGUGCCCUGGUGAGGGCUGGGGGGAGCCUGGCUGCCCUCCGCACCCGCCUCCGGCAGCUGACGCAGGUGAUGUCCUUCACGGCCAGCUCUAUCGCCGCUGCCCUCUCGGACCGUGUGCCCGAUGGCCAGCUCGGCCCUGAUGCCCGGCGGCACUUGAAAUCCAGUCUGGGGUACGAGAUCACCUUCAGCCUGCUGAACCCCGACCCCAAGUCCCAUGCCGUGGACUGGGACAUCGAGGAUGCCGUGAACCGCUAUGUGCAGCCUGUCUUGGACAAACUGAGCCUGGUGGCCAACUUCUCUGUUGACUCGCAGAUCCUGUACUAUGCUGUCCUAGGAGUGACACCACGCUUUGACAAGGAGUCCUCCAGCUUCCUCCUGAGCGCUCACAGCCUCCCACACGUCAUCAACCCUGUGGAGGCCCGGCUGGGCUCCAGCGCUGCCUCGCUCUACCCUGUGCUGAACUUCCUGCUGUACGUGCCAGAGCGCUCCCACUCCCCUCUCUACAUCCAGGACAAGGAUGGAGCCCCAGUGAGCACCAACGCCUUCCACAGCCCCCGCUGGGGUGGCAUCAUGGUUUACAACGUUGAAGCCCCUGCUUCCCCCCAAGCCUCCCUCCCGCUGCACGUGGAUGUGGACAUGGUGCGGGUAAUGGAAGUUUUCCUGGCCCAGCUCCGGUUACUCUUUGGGUUAUCUCGGGAAGAGCUUCCCCCUGAAUUCCUGCUGGAGAGCCCAGGGAGUGAGGGCCUGGCCCACUGGGAGCUGGACCGCCUGCUGUGGGCUCACACCGUGGAGAACAUCGCCACCGUGUCCACCACCUUGACCUCGCUGGCCCAGCUCCUGGACAAGAUCGGGAACAUUGUCAUCAAAGAUGAUGUUGCCUCUGAGGUGUACCGAGCAGUAGCCUCGGCGCAGAGCGCCAUGGCCAAGCUGGCCACGGGCCAUCUGCACUCAGCUUUCCAGGCGAGCAAGGAGGCAGUCACCUCCUCGGAGCGAGCCUUCUUUGACCCGUCCCUCCUCCAUCUCCUCUACUUCCCUGAUGACCAGAAAUUUGCCAUCUACAUCCCGCUCUUCCUGCCCAUGGCCGUCCCUAUUCUCCUCUCCUUGGCCAAGAUCGUCCGGGAGACCAGGCAGCGUAAGAAGGAGCCCACCAAGAUGGACUGAGCCCCUCACAAUGGUGUCCUGCCUUGGGGCUGUCCCCACCCCCUGGGGGGUGUUGUCAUGGACCCAUGGCCCAAGAAAGGGCCUCAGAACAGUGUCAGGGCCAGGCCUGGCAGCUUGGCAUGGGUCAGCUUGGGCCAAGAUGCAGGAGUGGGAAGAGAGGCUGCUCUGAGGGGUGGGAGAUGCUCUCAAUCUGGGUCCUGAGCCAGAGAUCAGAGAGGAGGGAGGGGGCUCCCUUUGUGCACCCCCUGGCCCUGCGCUCUGUUCAGAACAAGCUGCUCU
Athene cunicularia (burrowing owl) is the source of this 1773-nucleotide messenger RNA. It is a transcript of the gene PIGS, whose product is annotated as phosphatidylinositol glycan anchor biosynthesis class S. The transcript is spliced from 10 exons. The record is from RefSeq and is a predicted model, not a curated record. Gene Ontology annotation, cellular component: GPI-anchor transamidase complex. Lineage: Eukaryota; Metazoa; Chordata; Aves; Strigiformes; Strigidae. Gene Ontology annotation, biological process: attachment of GPI anchor to protein. The annotation marks the transcript as partial.